Messenger RNA from Drosophila obscura, 1610 nucleotides. Its product is annotated as glutamic acid-rich protein-like. The transcript has 2 exons. NCBI's taxonomy places the organism in Eukaryota, Metazoa, Arthropoda, Insecta, Diptera, Drosophilidae. The record is from RefSeq and is a predicted model, not a curated record. Bases 196 to 1440 code for a protein of 414 amino acids.
GUGAGUCUCCCCAUUGUUGGUCCUGUCCUCCUCACUCUGCCAGUCAUCCGCGGUUUUGUGUGGGAUGUCUCUUGACGUGAAAGUUAUUUACACGCCACCCUCCGUUGUCUGAACUUUCACCCUCCAUGUGCACCGUCCUCCAGCCAGUCGAAGGCCUGAAGCUAAAAGGUAGCAGACGGAGAAUCUGCAGACAAAAUGUCAGACAUAAUUGGAACAAUUGAAAUGAACCAGGUAUCGCGUUCACUUGAAGAAGGGAAAGGGCAAGCUCCUACUGCCGCAUGUGCCGAGAAUCCUGAACCAUUGGAGGCAGCUCCAGAAAAUUUGACCAAACGUCCAAGGCUGUCUAUCUGUCUGGAGCAGGAGGGAGUAGAUAAAUUAGAAGAAUUAGAGGAAUUAAAAGCGGCUACAGCUAUAGCCAACUUGGAAGCCCAAUCUCAGAAUAUCAACAGUGAUCUAAAGGAAAAGACAGAGCAAGAAGAGAGCUCUCAGAAUAUCAACACUGAUGUUAUAGCAAAGGUUUAUCAAGUUGAAAGCUCCGAGUCUGAUGACGAUGACGAAGAAGAAGACGACGAGGAGAGCGACGAGGAUGAGCAGGACGAGGAGAGUGAGGAUGAGGAAAAACUAGACAAGUUAGAAGCAUCGAAAAAGGAAGACGAGGACGUAAAUAACGAUAAGGACAAGGAACAGGACGCCGAAGACGAGGAUAGUGAGGACGAGGUCGACGAGGAUGAGCAGGACAAGGAGAGUGAGGACGAGGAGGAGGAAAAUGUAGAAAAGUUAGAAGCAUCGAAAAAGGAAGACGAGGACGUAAAUAACGAUAAGGAACAGAACGCCGAAGACGAGGAUAGUGAGGACGACGAUGACGACGACGACGAGGAUGAGCAGGACGAGGAUGCGGAGGACGAGGAGGAGGAAAAGGUAGACAAGCUAGAAGCAUCGAAAAAGGAAGACGAGGACGUAAAUAACGAUAAGGAACAGGACGCCGAAGACGAGGAUAGUGAGGACGAGGACGAUGACGAUGACGAUGACGACGACGACGAGGACGAUGACGACGAGGAUGAGCAGGACGAGGAAAAAGUAGACAAGCUAGAAGCAUCGAAAAAGGAAGACGAGGACGUAAAUAACGAUAAGGAACAGGACGCCGAAGACGAGGAUAGUGAGGACGAGGACGAUGACGACGGGGACGAUGACGACGAGGAUGAGCAGGACGAGGAUGCGGCGGACGAGAAAAAAAUAGACAAGCUAGAAGCAUCGAAAAAGGAAAACAAGGACGUAAAUACCGAUAAGGAACAGGACGCCGAAAACGAGGAUAGUGAGGACGACGAGGAUAAGCAGGACGAGGAGAGUGAGGACGAGGAGGAGGAUGAGGAUGCGGAGGAGGAGGAAAAAGUAGACAAGAUAGAAGCAUCGAAAGAGGAAGAUUCAGACACUGACUUGUAAUUCACGGAACCAAAGUCCAGACGCAACUACAAUUCUCAACACUUAAUGGUGCGCCGCUGUACCUCAGACUCAAAAACGAUCUCCAAAUCCAUUUAAAACUCAAUUUUAAAUUGUUUGCUAUUAGUUUUAACAAUAUUAGAACAAUAAAAAUAUACAUAAAUAAGUAUGUA